Meloidogyne enterolobii is the source of this 537-nucleotide messenger RNA. Lineage: Eukaryota; Metazoa; Nematoda; Chromadorea; Rhabditida; Meloidogynidae. The record is from the annotation of a GenBank genome assembly.
AUGUUAAAUUGUGGACUUUCUUAUAUUGGACGUGUAACACCUGCAAAUCCAAUAUAUUUGUCUUUUCAAUGUCAAGAUCCAAUUGGUGUAGCUGCUCACGAAACAAUGCAUGCAUUAGGUGCUAAUCACGAACAUUUAAGAAGUGAUCGUGAUGAAUAUAUAAAUAUUCAAUGGGAAAAUAUAAAUCCCCAAUUUUAUGAUUUUUUUGCAAUUGCAGAUCCAAGCAAAUUUACUCCUUUUGGUGUAAUUUACUCUUUUGAUUCAAUAAUGCAUUACGGGGCAUCUACAGCUUCUUUAAAUCAAAAACCAACAAUGGUACCCAAAAUUGAUCCACAAAUAAAUACUCCAAAAAUGGGGCAAAGACAAAGACUCUCUGUACAAGAUAUUGAAUUGUUGAAUAAAAUGUAUUGCAAACAAUCAGAUUGUUUUGACACAUCAGUUUAUUGUGGAGUUUGGGCUCUUAGAGGAUUUUGCUCAGUUUAUCCACAAUAUGGUUGGAUGCAACAAAAUUGUUUAAAAUCUUGCAAUAAUUGUUAA